This is a messenger RNA of Octopus sinensis (East Asian common octopus), 3124 nucleotides long. RefSeq names its product myotubularin-related protein 14. Bases 491 to 2482 code for a protein of 663 amino acids. The record is from RefSeq and is a predicted model, not a curated record. Gene Ontology annotation, biological process: dephosphorylation. The transcript is spliced from 18 exons. Gene Ontology annotation, molecular function: phosphatidylinositol-3-phosphate phosphatase activity. NCBI's taxonomy places the organism in Eukaryota, Metazoa, Mollusca, Cephalopoda, Octopoda, Octopodidae.
UAUUGGCUGAAGCCAUGCCAAGCAUUCCGAACUUUGUUGAAACAAGCGCAAUGAUUGGUUACUCCUUCUCCUUUCAUUACUAUCCUUACUCUGUCUUUCUUGUUGUCGAUGAUAUCAACAUUCGAUGGUGUAUAUACAUACAUGCCUACAAACGACAUAUGCACACGCAUAUAUAUAUGUAUAUAUAUAUUGACAUAAAUGCAUUAUUAAGCUAAACGAAAAUGGAUCAGCGAUAGCUGAGCAGAAAAUAAAUAGCCUUUACCAUUUAUUUGUGUGUUGCACACGUAUAAAAGCGUUGUGUUUAUAAGGUUUAUAUACACACCCACCCAAACAGUUUUGGAAAUUGUUGUUGCAAUUAUGUCAUGUCGACUAAAUGGACAGUAUAAUAUUUCAUAUUAACUAAAAAAAAAACAAGCCGACAGACGACGAUAAGGUGGGAAGGAAAAAAAAAGGAGAGAAAGCAGAGUUUCUGAAAGCCACAAGUCCAGCCAUGAGUGGUUUGAAGAACCGAGAAAUUGUGGAGGAAGAUUUAGUUAAGUUACUGCAACAUUUCAUUCAUACUUCACACCGAGCUAACAGCAAAGAUGAUGCUAAGGGUCUCCUCUACACGGACGACUGUGAAAGACUGUUUAAUAAAGAUUAUGCCUAUACUGUGAUCCCCAACUUGAAUGGAGAGUUGUGUUGCCAUUACCCUUACAAGGUGUUCGUGUUGGAAUAUGAGAAGCAGAUGGUCAGCAAUAGAGAUUUGUCCAACGGCCAAGACUCAGAUGUAUAUGAGAACUUAUUGGAUAUCGGGAAGCUGAAACAGUUCUUUUGGGCGGCACGAUCAGCCAGAUGUCGAGGGCGCUUUGUCGUGCCAGUCAUUCUUUUUGAAGGCAAACAAAUCUGUCGAUCCGGUACCCUAUCCACUGGGAUGGAAAUGUUCGGAAGAGUCGGAAUUGACUUCUUCUUGAGUUCAGAUUCUUCAGCCACAGCUUCUAACAUAUCAAAUUUGGAACAAGGCAAAGAUGGACAGAGUGAGUGGCCCAGCCAUGACAAAAUCCGAGGACAUGACAUCAAGCUGCUGAAAUAUCUCAAAAUAAAUUAUAUCUGUGAUCUAAUGGUGGAGAAGAAGAAAGUGAAAUACUACAUGCGGGUGGCCUCUUCCGAGAAAGUUGACAAGGAAAGUCGCUAUUCCGAUUUCUGUCUUUUGUCUCUUCCUUAUCCUGGCUGUGAAUUUUUUAAGGAAUGGAAGGAGCACGCUUAUUGCGGACAGGAAGUUAAAUACGACUGGAACCAACCCUCCAUUGAUGCUGCUUUAGAUAUUCCAAACGAACUCUAUUCUUUAACUGAUGUUCACUGGGAGUUCUAUAAGGACUGGGAUCUACUUUUGUUGACCAAGAACUAUUUUAAACUGCUCAUAUCACUUAUUAGAGAAGGGUCUUCAGGAAUCUUGGUCCAUUGUAUCUCUGGAUGGGAUCGAACCCCUCUCUAUAUUUCCUUACUUCGUCUUUCAUUGUGGGCUGAUGGUGCCAUACAUCAGUCCCUUAAGCCAGAAGAGAUACUUUACCUCACCAUAGCAUAUGACUGGUAUCUGUUUGGGCACUGUUUACCUGACAGAAUCGAUAAAGGAGAAGAGAUUUUUCGAUUUUGCUUCCAUUUUUUGAAAUUUAUAACUUCUGAUGAUUUCUCAGUUUAUUCUGGUGGAAGUAAACGGAAAAGUAACAAUACAUCCAGGCCAUCGUCUCAAGCAUUUCCUGAAGAUACGAAGGCUGACUUUUUGGAUUCGGUGUUUCAUAAUAAUGAAGGGAGUGCAGAGAAGGAACCGGAGAAAGAACUAGAGAAGGAAUUGGUUGUAGAAAUAACCGAAUUUUCACAGGAAAACAAGAAUGAAAAUAGUGCAGGUAAUAAAGAGAAUGGCGAAGUGACGGUAACAGAUUCCAAUUUACUCCCUGGUUCAUAUUCUUCAUCUUCCAUGUCUACAAGCCCAUCUGGAGCACAGAUCUUCCUUUCAGAGGAUACCCAGAGUGCCGCGUACAUUCAUCAUAAGGUGCCUAAUACUGCCGCUGAAACUGGUACGAGUACCUCUUCGACAGCUGACAACCUACAUUGCCAACAACUACAGCGAAAGCUCGCUCAGUGUGGUCUCAGUUCUUUGGGUUCAGGAGAUUCUGAUUCAUCAAUGAGUGCCGCCAGAAACAUCGACAUCGCUAACGAGAAAACUGCCUCCUCUCCCAAUCACCUGGGCUCCGUAAAACAUUACACACCUGGAUGGUUUUCUUCACCUGCACAUUCGGCGCAUAUAUCAUCUCCUGCAACUCUAACGCAUUCUCUAUCUGAAGAGAACGUACCAUCUCGAUCCAGCCGGUUGGCCUGUGUCCGAAAUAUGUUCUUCCAUGCGUACAGCAUCGCAGAGUCUUCCAGUGCGGCCAAUUCCACCUCCAUGUUAGAUUCACUCACCGAGGGCUUCAGGUGGGGUUCUGUAAGAUCAGAUGACAUGUGAGACAGCAGGAGUAUCCGGUGGGGUGGGAUGGUGGUUGGGGGUGAAGACGAGGAGCACAGGAACAAGCGUAAGGCUUAUGGUCCCUCACACACCUCUACAACUCUCUCACUCCCCUCCACCCACCUAGACCUGCAUUUACAUCACUCUGUAAAUAACUAUCCACCCAACCAACUACCCAUUAAUUUACAUUUCUUUGCAUCAGCAACAACAGCAAGCUGUUAGGGGUGGAUGCAGUAAAUAACAACAGUCAAAAAAUAUACCUGGGUAUCAAACAUAGUCAACCACAUCUUCGUCUACAUAUCAUAGACAUCGUUUUUGUAAUUAAGACAGUGGAAUGGUAGAAGUGGGAGGCUCCUGGACUUAAUUCCUUUCUAGAUUUAAUUACUGCCUCCAUCUCCAUUCUGAGUUCAAAUACCAUCACAGGCAACUUAGCCUUUCUUUCUUUCUUUCCUUCUCCUCCUCCGCCUCAUCAGUAUUUAACCCUUUGGAAUUUAAACCAGCCACAUUGGGCCCAAAAUAUUCUGUUUUAUGUUCAAACUGGCCAGAUAUAACCUCUCACACCCACCCCAAAAUAUUAUUCUAAAAAUCAUACAUUUACAUCAUUGAAGUCUCAAGAAUCUAUGAAAUUGUGCUGUAUUAACU